This is a messenger RNA of Seminavis robusta, 1134 nucleotides long. The record is from the annotation of a GenBank genome assembly. NCBI's taxonomy places the organism in Eukaryota, Bacillariophyta, Bacillariophyceae, Naviculales, Naviculaceae.
AUGUUGUCAUCAACAACAGCACUUCCCGCCAGAGCGGCCAUGAACUACUACAGCAAAUCCUCAUUCAAUCCAUUAUCUCUGGUAUCGGUGCUCUACUCGGCCAUGGCCUACCUGUCGAUUGCUUGUAUCAAGCCCAUUCCCAUUCUCAAUCGGGGACUGCCCAAGCUGCAAGAAAUCCCGAAGACGGUAUUGACGACACCCAAGGUUGCCAUUGUGACUGGAUCGAAUACUGGAAUUGGUUUUGAAACGAGCAAAGCUCUGGUGGAAAGAGGAUACCAAGUAAUACUGGCAUGCCGAUCCCAAGACAAGGCUCAGCAAGCCAUGGAACGGAUGGAACGAGAAUUGGGCCCGUCUGCUGCUGGAAAGGCCGUCUAUGAAGGAUCAUUGGAUCUAUCGAGCUUCCAAUCAGUUCAUGAUUUUAGUCAACUCAUUCGCUCCAAAUACGACAAAAUUGAUCUCCUUGUCAACAAUGCUGGACGCAACACCAGUGGUCCAUCCGAAAAGGGCUUGGAUCUCUGCUUUCAAACCAACUUUUUGGGACAUUUUCUAUUGACCCAAAACUUGAUGGAUCCAUUGCUGCAGGCUGACGCACCACGAGUGGUUAAUCUCUCCAGUGUAAUGCAUCAUUACUGCCAAGCCGACACACACGACGAAACCUAUUGGCGACAAAGUGCACUCUUUGGAAAUCCCCAUUCCCGUGAGAGUUCGUACAGUGCUUCCAAAUUGGCCGCCCUGUAUUUUACCAUGGAACUCAAUCGCCGCUAUCGAGCCAACGGUUUGCGUUCCAUUGCCGUGAAUCCCGGAGCCGUCAAUUCGGAUAUCUGGAGGGAUUAUCCGCCAUUGAUACAGGCCAUUAACAAACGAAUCUUUCUCAACAAUCAACAGGGAUCUUACACAAGCGUUGCAGCAAGUGUUUUGGACAAUUUGCCCCCAGAUGUGAUUUAUUUGCAACCGUAUCAUCAAGUCCAGGGGAGCAGCAGCACUCCCUUUCCUGUCUUUGAAAUGCUGGGUCCUUUUGUUGGUUAUCAAGCUAUACAGCCCCGUCUCCCCAAAGAUGGGACCAAUGGAGAAUUGACAGCGCGGAUACUCUGGAAUGUUAGUGAAGAUCUGGUUUCCACCAAAAAAGUAGACUGA